Molecule: messenger RNA, 1259 nt
Organism: Danio rerio (zebrafish)
Lineage: Eukaryota; Metazoa; Chordata; Actinopteri; Cypriniformes; Danionidae
Source: RefSeq, a predicted model, not a curated record
CACUCUCUCUCUUACACACACUCACACACACACACACUCUCUCUCUCUCUCUCACACACACACACGACGACCAACAUAAUUCAAGUUUCUUCUCUUGGGUGUCAGUGCUGUGUGUGUGUGUGUGUGUGUGUGUGUGUGUGUUCGGCAUCUACAUCUCCUCAGUGAUUUGAUGAGUGUGCACAAUAUACUGACACUGUGAUGGGGAAGAGAUGAACUGCAGACUCUGCAUCAGGGUUAUCUCUGCUCGGUGUGGAUGUUGUCUGUGUUUUGCAGCCAGAUAUCGUAAAGACUAACACACUGACUGACUCUCACAUCUAUAACACUCUACUCUAUUUUCACUGGAUUUUCUGCAGAAUAUCUUCCUUUGUGUUGGACAGAAGAAAGAAGCUCAUGAACGCCCUUGAGGACGAGUAAUCACGCAACAGUAGUGAACUCCACAUUCAACACUGGGCGGUGCUGUUGCAAUACGCCUAUACACUGCUUUAUGCGUGUGGUUUGACAGAACACAACACUUCCCAGCAUGCUCUUCGCAACAAUGACUACAUCUCCCAGCAGCCCCGUGCCAAUACUUCCUCAGCGCGGGCAAGUUUUGCGAGUUUCUCGUCAUAAGUUUGAUUAGCUCGAGGUUAUUAAUCUUCCUGUCAUCAACAGUGUGAUUAGCGCGGGUUUCUUUAUUUCCGUCUCGUCAUAAGUUUGAUUAGCGCGACUCUGAUCGCGUAAAGAAGCGGAAGUGGAGUUAGCGUUAGUGGAUGUGUUAAUUCCGCUUCCAGAGCCGCCAGAAUGACCGAAGCAUCUGCAGGAGAGCAGCGGCCGCCGGGCUUUCUGGAGCGGCUGCGCGCGAGCACUGGAGGCGUGAUUGCGGGCGCGUGCCUGUUCGCGCUCUCGCUGUAUGUGCUGUUCACCAACGAGGGGCGUGCUCUGCGCAUCGCCGCGGCUCUGGAUGAGGGUCUCUCCCAGCUGGUGUGUGUGCAGUCGGAUGCGCAGCCAGAGCUCAGGAAUGAUGGACGGCUGGUUCACCUGAGUGGAGAUCUGCGCACCGCACAGCCGCUGCAUGACCCCAACUACAGUGUGUCUGUGCAUGCAGUGAAGCUGCAGAGGCAGGUGGAGAUGUACCAAUGGGUGGAGUACAGCGACAGCAGGACCGUUGAGGAGAACGGAGAGAAGAAAACAGAAACCACAUACUCAUACAACACUGAGUGGAGGUCAGAGGUCAUCAGCAGCAGGCACUUUGACCAGGAGGUUGGACACAUGAACCCCAG